This is a messenger RNA of Penicillium samsonianum, 885 nucleotides long. RefSeq lists its product as uncharacterized. The transcript has 2 exons. NCBI's taxonomy places the organism in Eukaryota, Fungi, Ascomycota, Eurotiomycetes, Eurotiales, Aspergillaceae. Bases 1 to 885 code for a protein of 294 amino acids. The record is from RefSeq and is a predicted model, not a curated record.
AUGGCUCGAGUAAUCAUGGAUUUCAAAGUGAAUAUGAGCACAAAGUUUGAGGGUCCUGUUUGGGCAUCACUUGGUAUCGACAUGGACACGGAUCAUGUCGAACGACGGGCCGUCCUCCACUUGAUUCGAGAGAUCUACAAUCCCAUGUUGCACGACUCUCUUAGCAAGGGAAAUAACUGGAACUCAACAUUUAAAGGUAAGAAAGGAUUUGAUAUCAGACGUAAGCUCACCGCUAGGCAAAAUGAGUUGCCAGCCAUAGUUCGUGCUCAUGUCCCAGAUCCAGCGGAGCUUACCGAGCAGGCAAUUGCUAAGAAUUCCGGUGCGGCUCUUACUAACACUAGCGCUCCUCUCAGUACCCCUUCCCUUUCCCUUGGCCCCAUUCCCUCUCCUGGUCCUCUAAUCCAGCCUAGCAUUGGUCCCAAUCCAGAUCUUCCUCCCGUUGUUGCACCAGAAGCUCUUCACGCUCCUAUCCCAGACGAACCACAAGAGGGCUACUAUAAGGCUGAUGAUAUGGAAGCUCCAUCUCCGCCUCGCAUUGACCUCGACGCUUUCACACGCACUAUUGAACGUGCUAAUCGCAAGCGAGCUAGGGAUGACGACGAGGACACGCACCCUCCCACGCCACCAAAGAAGAGAUCGAACGCCUCUCGGUCACCAAAGGAGAAUACUGAAUGGACGAAGUUCACUACUCUAAGUGACUCGUCUUCAAAUGAGGAACAAAGUCUGGAUGCUGAUGGUGAUACCCUGAUGGAUAGAAAGGCUAAGCCUUAUAAGGUUAAGAAUAAGUCUGACGAGCCAGAUAACAGUGUGUGGUCUACGAUGCGAGAUUAUCUCGGUCGAAUGGGUCGUGAACCUACUCCACAGGAACAAGAUGAAGAGCUCUAA